Lethenteron reissneri (Far Eastern brook lamprey) is the source of this 5950-nucleotide messenger RNA. RefSeq lists its product as uncharacterized. Gene Ontology annotation, cellular component: PML body; nucleus. Lineage: Eukaryota; Metazoa; Chordata; Hyperoartia; Petromyzontiformes; Petromyzontidae. Gene Ontology annotation, molecular function: transcription corepressor activity; nuclear androgen receptor binding; histone binding. The record is from RefSeq and is a predicted model, not a curated record. Gene Ontology annotation, biological process: nucleosome assembly; regulation of apoptotic process; negative regulation of DNA-templated transcription.
AGGCGGCUCAGAGGGCCUGACGCGGGAACUCCGGAGCCGCGCAGUGGCAGCAAUGGCCGCCAGCGCGAGGAGCAACAAUGGCAGUGGAGGAGCGGGCUGCUCGCGCGUGAUCGUCAUCGACAUAUCCUCUGACGAAGACGAAGAGCCUCCCGUGGCUAAGAAGGCAGCGGCUGUGGUUACAACAACAACAACAGCAGCAGCGGCAGCGGCGGUAACGACGGCGGUGGCGGCCGUGGUGGAUUCAACAACAACAGCGGUGGCCGUGAAAGAAGAGAUGAAGACGACCGCUGGUCAGAGACUAUUCGCUGAGUUCCUGGAGGUGUGCGCACGCGUCGCCCACAAGCACCCCGAGGUGCUGAGCUUCCUCAGGGCGAAGUACGCCAACACCACUGCCGCAUUUAAGGAGUCGGCGGAGUUGCGCGCCGUGCUGCGCCGCUACGUGCGCAAGAUCUCGGAGAAGCCGUCGCGCACGUACGUUUACAUCAACGAGGUGGUGGCGGUGCUCAAGGCCAACGCUCAGCGCAAGCGUCCUCGCGAGGAUGCGUCGUCGGCAAGUGGCGGUGAGGCGCCGGCGCAGAGUGGAGGUGGCGACGAGGCGCCGGCGCAGAGCGGCGGUGGCGGUGAGGCGCCGGCGCGGAGCGGCGGUGGUGGCGGGGUCGACUCGUCCGAACCGGCGGUGAAGAGGCCCCGGGUGAACGACGCGGCGCACAGCAACGGUGGCAGCGGCGGCGGCGGUGAUGAUGGCGGCGGCGGUGCCGGUGCCAGCGGUGGUGGUGGUGGCGGUGGUAAAGACGAUGCCAAGGCUGGCACGGCGGAUGGGGCUAAACCGCGUGCUUCUCGGCGUCAGAUUGAGAGGCUGGAGGACCUGCUGCGUCUCUACAACCGCGAGAUUCAGCGACUCCAGGAGCGGGAGCUGGAUCUGGACGAGCUGGGCCGCAAUGACUCGUCCUACGUGCAGGAGCACCAGCUGAAGCGCAAGAUCAUGAGCAUCUUCUCGCGGCUGUGCGAGCUUAAGGGCUGCACCAACAUGACGGGGCGGGUCAUCGAGCAGAGGCUCUUCAUCAAGUGCACGCGCCACCCUGAGGUCAACCGCCACGUGGAGCGGCUCAUCAACAAGCCGGGCUUCUUCCCCGACCUGCAGGAUGUGAAGGGAGUGGUGCGUGCAACCAACCAGCGCUACAACCUCGGCCUGUCUCCCCGCGAGGUCCACAACGUCUCCCUUGACGCCUUCCGCGAGGCAUGCACCAAGCUGCAGGAGCGACGGCACCUGGAUCUGGUGUACAACUUCGGCUGCCACCUAACGGAGGACUUCAAACCCUCGUGCGACCCGGCCCGCUACGACGGCGAGCUGGAGGCCAAGCUGCGGCGCAACCGCAUCGUGGCCCUGCAGCACCUCGAGGACGUGGUGAACAAGUACGCAGAGCUGGAGAUUCCAACUAGCGAGCCGGACAAGCAGGAGCCGGACAGGCGAGACGGCCGGGAUAGCCAGGGCAGCAAGGACAAACAGCCUCGCCGCUUGAAGUUGCUUCCGUCCACCUCGGCGGCGUCCACCUCGGCGUCCACCUCGGCGUUCACCUUGGCGUCGGCGCUCGCGAGCGACGGCCACCUCGACCCGGAUCCGGACGAGGAGACGGUGACCGUCGUGCCACUGUCCCCUCGCCCACGCGAGCUCAAGGGGCAGGAGGAGCAGCAGCAGCAGCGGCAGGAGGAGGGGAAGCAGGGCGAUGAGGCGGAUGACCAUGACGAUGACGAAGAGGAUGAGGACGAGGAAGAUGAGGACGAUGAGGACGACGAGGACGACGAUGAGGAGGAUGAGGAGGACGAUGAGGACGACGAGGACGAGGAGGACGAGAGCUCCGAGCCAGAUGUGGACAUGGAGCUGGAGGGGAUGGAAAUAAACGGAGGCAAGAACUACGAUGAGGAGAAGGAGGGAGAGGAUGGAGAAGAAGAGGGGGAACUGAAGCCAUCCGAGAGCGAGGAACCCACCUCGCCCCACGACUCCGUCUCCAGCAAGGAGGCCACCUCGCGGAGGCACCGAGAUGGCUCCGCCAGGAUCAACGGAGGCUCCGCGGCAGAGGAGGCGGUGCCGCUGAGCCCCGCAGCGGAGGAGGUGGGGCCACAAAAUUCCACGGGGGUGGCGGCGGUGGUGGUGUUGACGCGGGUCUCCACGGAGGAGGUGGCGGUGCUCCUGAACCCCACGGUGGAGGUGUUUGCACGGACGGAUGGCACGGAGGUCACGAGCACCGCUCCCAGGGUUGUCUCUUCGGGGGAAGUGAAAGACUGCAUCUCUGUGAUGGAGGUCAAAGACUGUGUCUCCAGAGCAGAGGUGAGAGACUCUGACCCCAGCACGGAGGUCCCAGAUACUGUCUCUACAGCGGAGGUGAAAGAAGCCAUCUCCACGGUGGAGAUAACAGACGACACGGACUCCUCGGUAGAGUUUAUGGACAUUGAUUCUGUGACAGAUGUCACAGAUGAUGUUCCCAUGGCAGAGGUCACAGAUAUUGCCUCGACGGCGGAGCUCCUGCAGAGCGAGACUUGUGAGGUGGAGGAGUUGAAGGAACUGAACAGCCAGCCCCCAGCGGAGUUUGAGGAACCCACGGCAGAGCUGGGGCUGGCCGUGGAGCGACAGGAAAAUGUGGCUCCGGAGUUGGGCUGUGGCAAUGGAGGCCCCAAGGUGGAGCUGGUUGAAGGCCCCAAGGUGGAGAUGGCUGAAGGCCCCAAGGUGGAGAUGGCUGAAGGCCCCAAGGUGGAGCUGGUUGAAGGCCCCAAGGUGGAGCUGACUGGAGGCCCCAUGGUGGAGCUGGUUGAAGGCCCCAAGGUGGAGAUGGCUGACAGCCCCAAGGUGGAGUUGUCUGAAGGCCCCAAGGUGGAGCUGGCUGGAGGCCCCAAGGUGGAGCUGGCUGAAGGCUUCAUGGUGGAGCUGGCUGGAGGCCCCAUGGUGGAGCUGGCUGAAGGCCUCAUGGAGGAGCUGGCUGGAGACCCAAAAGCGGACGAAUCUUCUUGUUCAGCAGAGAGGCUCUUAUCCACGGCGUCCAAGUCAGGACUGGCAGCUGAGAAUGACGUCGCUGCCACGCCGAGUGGCAGUGAAGUGCUGGAGGAGGUCUUCGGGACAGAGAUCCCCACCGUGGAGAGGGUUCCCAGCAUGCAGGAACUCUCCAAUUCAGAGGUCCCCAGAGCGGAGGAGUUCCCCAGCACAAUGGAGGUCCCUGGCACGACGGAGGUCCCCAGCGCAGAGGAGGUCCCCAGUGCGGAGGAGGUCCCCGGCACGACUGAGGUCCCCAGCGCGGAGGAGGUCCCCGGCACGACGGAGGACCCCAGCGCGGAGGAGGUCCCCGGCACGACGGAGGUCCCUGGCACGACGAAGGUCCCCGACGCGGAGGAGGUCCCCAGCGUGGAGGAGGUCCCCAGUGUGGAGGAGGUCCCCAGUGUGGAGGAGGUCCCCAGUGUGGAGGAGGUCCCCAGUGCGGAGGAGGUCCCCAGUGCGGAGGAGGUCCCCAGCGCGGAGGAGGUUCCCAGCGCGGAGGAGGUCCCCGACGCGGAGGAGGUCCCCAUAUCUAAGGCGGUCCCCCUCAUGGAAGAGGUCACCAGCACAGAGGAAGUCUCCGUCGUGGAGAUCUCCAGCGAGGAUGGCAUUCCAGACAAAUGUUUGACGCACCGGCUGGUGCCACCGCGCCCGUCGCUGCACGAGCACUCGUACAGCUCCUCGCAGACGGUGUCAGGGGGCCGGUCGGCCCACGCCGCGACGGCGCCACUCUGCUCCUCUCCCAUCCAGUUGCAGCGUUCCGGCACCCGCAACUGGCAGAUGGCGCUGGCGUUGUCGCCCAUGAAGCCGGCGGGCGCGGUAACCGCCAAGGCGGUGCAGGUGGCGCCCAUCCGGGUGCUGCCCGGCCCGCAGAGGCCCAAGCCGGUGCCCACACAGUCAGAGAGCGCGCCGUCGUUCCUGCAGGCCGGGGUGGUGCGGUGUGCGCACGUGGCGGUGGAGCGGGCGGCUGCCAACAGCCACCAACAGCGGCUCAGCAACCCAAUUCUUCUGGAUCUCAGGGAGCUCCCUGGCCGCCCCCCGCUAUCGGGGUCCGCAUCGCCAUCCAGGCUUUUGUCUGCCGCCGGCAAACCGUACAAGGUGAGCGUGUCAACGCAGUGCGUUCCUCAAGACAUCAUCGUACUCUCGGACUCGGACUGACCGUUGGAGACGUGCAGUGAUGGGAGGGUGAGAGUCCGUGAAAUGGCCGAGCGAGUGCGGCGAGACUCGUCGGCAACGGCAACCUGGAGCCGUCGAGCAUCUCGGCAUGUCAACCACACGCACGCCGCACGCGCACAAAGAUCUGUACAGCCUUCGGCAGACUUGGGGCGACUGCUGUUAGCGAGCGGCACCUGUGACGGCCAGCACGGCACAACGCGCGGUGCGUUGGGUGGCCCACGCCGUGCCCGGCACCGUUGUCGGUCGGGAGCAGGAAUCGAACUCUGGUUGCUGGAUUUAUGGCGCAAAGCGCCAACCACUCUGCCCACGCUUCCCAUAGACACGGAUAAACACACAGAGACAGGCAGACAGAACAAACACAGAGACACACACAGACACACACUCACAGACACACACUCACACAGACACACUCACACAGACACACACACAGAGACACACACAGACAAACACACACAGAGAGACACACAGACACACACACAGACACAUGUAGACAGAACAAACACACACAGACACACACACAUGCAGACAGAACAAACACACACACGCAGACAGAACAAACACAGACACAGGCAGACAGAACAAGCACAGACACAGGAAUGCACACAUGGACAAAGUACACCACUUAACAGUCGGCACACCGAUACACACGGACAGGCAUACACACACAUAGCACACGAGACACGUGAUUUUUUUAAUAGUUAAAAUAAAUUCUAUUUUGAAAUGUGUGUGGGCGUGUGUUAGUGCGUGUGGGCGUGUUAGUGCGUGUGGGUGUGUGUGUUAGUGCGUGUGGGCGUUUGUGGGCGUGUGUUAGUGCGUGCGGGCGUGUGUUAGUGCAUGUGGGCAUGUGUUAGUGCGUGUGGGCGUGUGUGUUGGUGCUUGUGGGCGUGUUAGUGUGUGGGCGUGUGUGUUAGUGCGUGUGGGUGUGUUAGUGCGUGUGGGUGUGUUAGUGCGUGUGGGCGUGUGUGUUAGUGCGUGUGGGUGUGUUAGUGCGUGUUAGUGCGUGUGGGCGUGUUGUGUGUUAGUGCGUGUGGGCAUGUGUGUUCUGACUCGCACCAAUGUGUCUUUGACCGCUAUUUAUUUGUGUUUAAAUACAGGAAAGGGGAGGGGGAGCCACAUAGCUGUGAUUGGCUGAGAUGGGGUAGUCGUCGUCGCUGAUUAGCCAAUCAUAGUGCUCGGACACACGUGUAGGUGACACGCUAUUAAAUGUAGGCCAAUAGGGUGCAAAACAAAUUGGACAAAAAUACCAGAAACAAUACAAACGAGACGGUAAAAACGAGACCGAAUCGAUUGUUGAAUCAAAUCCUGGAAAGUCAUGGAAUCGUUAGCGGGAAGUUUGUGAGGAACUGAAUUGUUAUAAUAUUUUUGUAUGGCGUCAUUCAUGUAAAUCGCAUUUCGGAUUUCUGUAGAAUUUGCUUCGCCGCGCGUGUAAAACCGCAGACGAAGGGGGGGGGGGGGGGCGGCCACGGAACCAACCACUGCUGCCUGUUUAAAGUUCCCAAGAGUUGUGGUCCUGCGUCGGGAUGUUUGACCACCUCCACUCGUGAGCGCGGCAACACGUGGGAGGAAAGCCGAUUGCACGGAGGAGACCAGGGGAGCGGCACCGCUAACUUCUUCCUUGCGCGUGCGAUGCGUGGAUGGGAGCGGUGUAAUCGACUGUAUAUGUACACGGUGCACAUGGGCGUCUCCACUGUGUGUAUAUUCUGUACAUAGCCCGUCUGUUUGAGUAGCGAGAAAUAAAUGAGCGUGGUUCCA